AUGGCUGGCCAUAGGAGGCAGCCAAGUAUUGAGCUACUUGAAUUUAUCGGAGUGGUUAGGGAGAAUGGCACCGAGCAGCCAUCGCUCCCUCCCGUGCAUACCCCGCUGUCCUAUGACUAUGUCCUGGUGGCCAAAACAUUUGAUGACCUGGAGAAAGAGACUUUCAAGAAGCAAUUGGCCUUCAUCGAGGAGCUGAAAAGAAAGAACUUUAAAGUUACAAAAAUCAUAGAUGAUGAUAUAGUCUUCUAUGGGAUUCAAGCUCCAAAAGAAAUUUUCGAGAAAUACCGAUAUCUGCUGAAGGUGUCUGAUGCCUGUAACUGGAGCGGUGAUCAGAACAUCGUGCCUCUCUGCACAAGGAUACGGAUUGUCCAUUUCAUCCUGAACCACACUCCUCUUGAUACGGGAGAGGAUCUCCGGGAUCUCAUGAGAAGGAGGGUUUUCGAGGCGAAGUUCUGCUUGCAUGAGAAAAAGAAACAGAGGGAGCUGAAAGAGAUCUGGGCACGGUGGACAGCCUGUCUCCAAGGGCAACCAAUAACCGCCGUCAGGAGCUACUUUGGAGAAAAGGUUGCCUUGUACUACCUGUGGUUGGGGUGGUACACAUACCUGCUCAUUCCCGCCGCUGCCAUAGGGCUCAUCGUCUUCCUUUAUGGCUUGUCCUUCUUCAACAACUCCCCCCUCAUAAAAGAGGUUUGCGAGGCCAACACGGUCAUGUGCCCCCUUUGCGACGGGAAAUGCAAAGUGUGGCAGCUCUCUGACACGUGCACGUACACUAAGGUCAGCCUUCUGUUUGACAACAACGGGACGGUGUUCUUUGCUAUGUUCAUGGCAGUGUGGGCAACGUUAUUUCUGGAGUUCUGGAAGAGGCACAGGGCUUCUUACGUGUGCGAGUGGAAGGUGUCUGAUUGGUGCGAGGAAGAGGAGGAGCUGAUCCUGGAAAUUUUGAAUAAUGCAAAUUGUGAGCCUAAGGAAUACAAACACUCCUAUCUGCGCAGCACUUUGGUGCUGAUCUGUGUCACCAUCAUGAUACUGGUGAUCAUCGGCCUGACUCAUGCUUUGGUGGUGUUCAGGGUGAUGGCCGCAGUGCUGUUGGCUGAGGGGUCCUGGAAAUUUCUGAGCGACCACUCCAACACGGGAGCAAUGAUGCUCGGGGCUGUCCUCCAUUACCUCAUCAUCACGGUCAUGACACGGAUUAACAGGAUUGUGGCCAUGAAGCUCUGCGCAAUAGAGGAAACUAGAUCGUUUGCUGCCACAGAGAAGAGCUUCACCGUCAAGAUGUUCACCUUUCAGUUCUUCACCUAUUUCUCAUCACUCUUCUACGUAGCUUUUUUUCUUGGCAGGAUAAAUGGCCAUCCCGGUGGCUAUGUGCGGAUUGCAGGGAAAUGGAGACUGGAGGAAUGCCACCCUAGUGGAUGUCUCACAGACCUCUUUGUCCAAAUGGCCAUCAUAAUGGUGCUCAAGCAAACCAUCAGCAAUGUCUUUGAGUUCACCGGCCCCUGGUUUGGAAGAUGGCUGAAGAGGAGAACAACACAGAAGCUGACGAGGAAGUGUGCCCACUGCUACCUCAGAGACGAUUCAGAGACCAAAUAUGCGGCAGAGCUGUGUGAAAACUGCAAGCUCCGAGACUGGCUCAGCAACUACCGUCUCAACUAUGUCGACUCCUUCAGCUUGUUUAAUGAGUUUCUGGAGAUGGUGAUUCAGUUCAGCUUUACUACCAUAUUCGUGGCAGCAUUUCCCCUCGCUCCUCUGCUAGCCCUCAUUAAUAACAUCAUCGAGAUACGCCUGGAUGCCAUUAAGAUGGUCACUCUUGAACGCCGAUUGGUGCCUAAGAAGACCAAUGACAUUGGUGUGUGGACAGAUGUGUUGGAGGCUAUUGGUGUCUUAGCAGUCAUUGCCAAUGGGCUGGUCAUCGGUGUUUCCUCAGACUUCAUCCCUAGGCUGGUGUACCAUUACCGCUACGGUCCCUGCGCCAACGGCACAGCUACCAAUAUUGACUGCAUGGCUGGUUACAUCAAAAACACACUCUCCAUUGUGCAAGUGAAUGACCAGAACAUUCGCAAUGAGUUUUUGGCUGAACAGAUGGUGACUAACAGCGGCUUGAACGUCACCUCCUGCAGCUAUAAAGACUACAGGAGCAAUGAAGACUACAGUCUCACCCAACAGUUCUGGCUUAUUUUAGCUGUGCGCUUUGGGUUUGUCAUCCUGUUUGAGCAUGUUGUUGUCAUAUGCAAAUUCAUUGCAGCUUGGUUUGUUCCAAGCGCUCCAAUGCAGGUGAAGAACGACAGGCUCUUUGACAAACUCAACAGACUAAAAGAAGAACUCAGGUCGUUUGACGUGUGACGCCAUUCAGAAGGACUCGUCUUAGAGCAAAUGGGAGCACAAUAAUUUUGGGGAGCAUUUAAGAGUCCGUCAUAUCACAGCAGUAAGUCGACGUCAAACCCUUAUUGCCUAGCCUGAGAGCACGGAGGGAGGACUCGCCACACCUCCUUGGCUGUGAUGGUCAUACGAAAGCGCUCGGGUUUCCGGCCCCUGACGUGACCACGGUUGAUGCGGCCCUCCACUGGACGAAACUGUUGUGACUCCUUGUCCCUUGAACUUUGAUGGGGGGGGGGGGACUUGAUAUUGCUGUUAUUAUUCAAUUGCACUGAUGCCUCUCUGCCGGCUUGCCAUGUUUUUAUUAUUAUAUCUGUGUAUCUUUGCUGAAGGCCUGUGCUGAAAGAUAUGCCACGUUGCUUUGUGUUGUCUCAGAGUAUCCUGUCAGUGGUUUGUUAACCAUUGACAGUCUUUUGCUAAAUUAUAUUU
This is a messenger RNA of Lampris incognitus (smalleye Pacific opah), 2799 nucleotides long. RefSeq names its product anoctamin-9. Gene Ontology annotation, molecular function: chloride channel activity. Gene Ontology annotation, cellular component: plasma membrane. The coding region runs from base 1 to 2337 and encodes 778 amino acids. The transcript has 24 exons. Gene Ontology annotation, biological process: chloride transmembrane transport. NCBI's taxonomy places the organism in Eukaryota, Metazoa, Chordata, Actinopteri, Lampriformes, Lampridae. The record is from RefSeq and is a predicted model, not a curated record.